AUGAAUUCAGUAGAAGUGAUAAAACUUAAAAAUUUCACUCAAAUUAAUUGCAGCAAAGUAGUGUGCAAUUUUCAUUUCAGGGAUUUAAAGAAGCAACGGCGUAAUCGGACUACAUUUACUACAUUUCAACUUCACGAACUUGAACAAGCAUUCGAGAAGUGCCAUUAUCCGGAUGUCUAUGCUAGGGAAUUGUUGGCACAAAAGGUGAAACUUCCCGAAGUUCGUGUUCAGGUAUGGUUCCAAAAUCGACGUGCCAAAUGGCGUCGACAAGAUAGAGCAGAGAGUAGCGCGAUUGCAGACUUACCACCUGUACGACACACCACGACGGGAAUUCCGUCAUGGGCAUGGAUGACACAUCCGGAUGACUUUUCCGCUUUCAUGCAUCCAUUUGUCCCACCAGCAAAUACUUUAUCUGCUCCUGAUAUGGCGAUCAAAGGACAGUCUUCAACUUUUUGUUUUGGGUACUUGCCUACUGCCUCCAAUACUACUACAGUAAAUAAUUAUACAAACGUUUCAAGUUCAGCAACUCAUAGCACAUCGUCGUUUUCUGAUAUCGAACUACAGAAUAUGAUACCAAAUGGGCAGAAAAAUAUUUAUGCAAAUAAUAUGAUUGUCUGA
Messenger RNA from Thelazia callipaeda (thelaziosis nematode), 618 nucleotides. The record is from the annotation of a GenBank genome assembly. NCBI's taxonomy places the organism in Eukaryota, Metazoa, Nematoda, Chromadorea, Rhabditida, Thelaziidae.